Molecule: messenger RNA, 1204 nt
Organism: Paecilomyces variotii
Lineage: Eukaryota; Fungi; Ascomycota; Eurotiomycetes; Eurotiales; Thermoascaceae
Exons: 4
Coding region: 73-1188 (371 amino acids)
Source: RefSeq, a predicted model, not a curated record
CCUGAGGCUCUGAUUGUUCGUCCGCUUGUUCUGUUUGUUGCCAGGUCCUCCGCUGGCAGACAUGACACCACUAUGGAGUUCUUGAGAAAUAGUCUCUGUGGUACCCGUAGAGACUAUGAACGUGUCUAUGGAGCCUUCGAGGCCGAUUCCCCCGAUUUAACAUUCGUGCAUGGCUCGAAUCGGCCGUUUGCGCCUACGGGGCUUAUUGCAACCCGUAUUAGAACGUUCUUAACUCGAGCGGAGAACGAAAGACGAGAUGUAGUUCUGGCCAUAAAUGGCUGGGACGGUCUUACGACAAAUGAAUUAUCAUUUGCCUCUCUUUUCCGGCCUGUAGAGAAGAUCGCUGUGAAACUCCGGAUCUAUGUCGAUUCGCCCCGUGUUUUCAAAGAGGCCGACGCUGCUAUUGCAGCGAAGGUGUUCACCGGAGAGAUUGAUAUUGAAACAAAUGGACAUCUGCUUCCGGAUUCCACGGCUCAAUUUAUCUCUAAAGUGCGAGCUAUUGGCGCUGCAAAGUUGCUGCUCUCCUCGGAUAUGCAGAGCCUCCUUAGUGAAUCGCACCAAAGAAACACUCCGCCGAACCCUGGAUCCCUGCAACGCUAUAAGUGCGCUCAAUGUGGCAAGGAAAUGCCGACCAUACAAACCCUCAAUGUGCAUCUUAAUAGAUCGCACGGUAACAAGGUCUCUUGCAAGUAUUGCGGGAUGAUAUUUGGCAGAAAGGACCACCGAGAUCGGCAUGAACAAGCGGCUAUCUGCCCCGAACAUCCAGACUAUGUGGCUCCAGAAAAGAAGCGCCGGGCACCAAGAGGCAUCUCUGAACGUUUCCAGAAGCGUGUAGAGACAGCCGCGAGCCGGGGUAAUCCCAGCUCGGACAACGCCUAUCCGGCGUACCACGAGUUGCAAGCUAACGACUCGAGAUUUCCACGGGUUGAUAUUGACAAGCCCAUUGUUUAUCGAGGAGAGGUCUUCUGUCGAUUUCCGGCGUGUGUUCACCCGACUAAAUUCAGUGAGACAACUAAGUUGAGAACUCACUAUAAACUGAAGCAUGGGCUCAUGUACCCGGCCUACACGGUCGGGAGAAUGUUCCCGAUUGAUGAGAAAACACACGCCGAUGGUUUGGAGUGGUUGGCUCGCUGUGUCUAUAUGGGAGAGGAUACUGCUGGCCCCCAGCCAGUGCCAGAACGGCGUUGACAGAAUGUAAACAUAC